AAAAACCACACAAGACAGUUGCAUAAUUUGUCUUCAAUUCUCACUUAAGCAUUUAAACAAACACGUUGAUUACCUUUCAGAUAACAAUGACGAAAGAAAUAUGGGUGCUGCCAUUCUUCGGCCAAGGCCAUCUCUUCCCAUGCAUGGAGCUCUGCAAACACUUGGCUUCUAGAAACUUCCAAGUCACCUUAGUCAUCACCUCCAACGUAGCCUCCUCUGUUCCCUCUUCACUCCGCCAACACCCACUCAUCCGAGUCGCCGAGAUUUCGCCGGAGCCGGCCUCACAUCCGGAACCAAGGAUCCAUCCUCCUCAUCAUGCUCACGGCCACCUAAGUAGUGGCCUCGAAAAGCUCCUUCUUUCGCCUUCGAAUCCUACCCGACCCGCAUGUGCAGUUGUGGACGUCAUGAUGACGAGGUGGUUCGCCGAUCUCUUAGCGAAACACGGGAUUCCAACGGUUGCGUUCUUCACCUCCGGAGCCAUCGCCUCCGCCAUGGAGCAUGCCAAGUGGAAGGCGUACCCUAUCGAAUUGAAACCCGGAGAGACCCGGAUUCUCCCGGGGAUGCCUGAUUCGGUUGCGCUAACUGAUACAGACCUCAAACGACGGCCUCGAGAGGAGCGGAGGCCGCCACGGCCACCGCCUGGCUUAGGAGACAAUUUCCCGCCUCCUCCCGGCGGACGGGGGUUUCGAAGGAUGGGUCCACCUGAGCCCGGUGAGGAACCCAUGUGGAUGGAGGAGACAAGAGAAGCAACGGCGUUGAUGUUCAACACGUGCCAAGAAAUGGAGCGUCCAUUUAUGGACUACAUGGCGAACCAGACCGGAAAACCGGUAUGGGGAGUCGGGCCGCUUCUGCCGGAGCAGUAUUGGAACUCGGCCGGUUUAGUUCUGCGAGACCGGGAAUUCCGGUCGGACCGGAAAUCUAGUGUUACUGAGGAUGGUGUUCUCCAGUGGUUAGAUUCGAAGCCACGUGGAUCGGUGCUUUAUGUUUCUUUUGGGACUGAGGUGGGUCCUACGGUGGAGGAGUACGUUCAGCUUAGUGAAGCACUGGAGUCAUCGGGUCAACCAUUUAUAUUGGUGCUCCGACCUGGUUCUGGAAAAUCGGUCCCUCCACGUGCUAUGUUGGGCUUGAGGCCCGGUUUGUCUAGUCCAGAAGAAGAUGAUGAAGGGUACUCAGCUGAGGGGUUGGAUGAGAGAGUUGGAGAUAGAGGUUUGAUAAUACGUGGGUGGGCACCACAGCUUUUGAUACUGAGUCACCCUUCAACUGGAGGGUUCCUAUCGCAUUGUGGUUGGAACUCAACCGUGGAGGCAUUGGGGCUUGGGGUGCCCAUAUUGGCGUGGCCUUUUAGGGGUGACCAAUACCAUAACGCCAAGUUGGUUGUGGCCCACCUUAAGGUGGGGUAUAUGGUCUCUGAUGAUUUGGGAAGAACAUUGAAGAAGGAUGAUGUGAUCAAGGGAAUAGAGAAGUUGACGGGUGAUAAGGAAAUGAAGAAGAGGGCCGAGAAUCUUGGUGCACAGUUUCAGCAAGGGUUUCCAAGGAGUUCAGUGACUGCUUUGGAUGCUUUUAAGGAUUAUGCCAAUAAGACAUGGGUCUAGGAUUGUUUAUCUGUUAGCUAAAAGUCUGGUUCUGCUACAUUGUUCAGACCCUGAAUAGAUGCUAAACUCUCGGGGCCUUUUUAGUCUAUAUACGUAUUAUAUAUGUAUAUAUUUUUUUUGGUGA
Molecule: messenger RNA, 1716 nt
Organism: Arachis duranensis
Lineage: Eukaryota; Viridiplantae; Streptophyta; Magnoliopsida; Fabales; Fabaceae
Product: UDP-glycosyltransferase 73C11-like
Exons: 1
Coding region: 87-1592 (501 amino acids)
Molecular function (GO): UDP-glycosyltransferase activity
Source: RefSeq, a predicted model, not a curated record